This is a messenger RNA of Anoplopoma fimbria (sablefish), 4256 nucleotides long. Its product is annotated as phosphatidylinositol-3-phosphatase SAC1-B. Lineage: Eukaryota; Metazoa; Chordata; Actinopteri; Perciformes; Anoplopomatidae. The coding region runs from base 22 to 1818 and encodes 598 amino acids. The transcript has 20 exons. Gene Ontology annotation, biological process: phosphatidylinositol dephosphorylation. Gene Ontology annotation, cellular component: endoplasmic reticulum. Gene Ontology annotation, molecular function: phosphatidylinositol-4-phosphate phosphatase activity. The record is from RefSeq and is a predicted model, not a curated record.
AGAUAUGAGUCGGUUUAGCGGAUGCAACACUGCUACCUGCUGCUUCCAGUCGGUCACAGUGCUCCAUUAGCUCACAAGGCUAACAGGCGCAUCACACCAGAGAAGUUCUACAUAGAGGCUCUUGAUGACGGAUCUGAGGAUGUUCUGGCUAUCGACAAGGUGUCGACCGAGACCACUCUCACAGUGAGGAGGGACAUCCCUGCGUCUGCUGAGACCAGGCCGAUAUGUGGACUCAUGGGGACGAUCCGCCUGGUGGCAGGCAUGUACCUGGUUGUCAUCACAAAGAAGAAGAAGGUGGGGGACCUGCUGGGCCACACUGUGUGGAAGGCCGUGGACUUCGACAUCAUCUCCUACAAGAAGACCAUACUGCACCUGACGGACAACCAGAUGCAGGACAACAAGGCUUUCCUGUCCAUGAUCAACAACGUGCUUCACACAGACGGCUUCUACUUUGCAACGGAUUACGACCUGACCCACACCCUGCAGCGCCUGGCCAACACCAGCCCUGAGUUUCAGGAGAUGAGCCUUCUGGAGAGGGCAGAUCAGCGUUUUGUCUGGAACGGCCACCUGUUGAGAGAAUUCAUCGCACAGCCAGAGCUACACAAGUUUGUGUUUCCUGUCCUCCAUGGCUUCAUCACCAUGAAGUCGGGCUGCAUCAACGGAAAGGUGUUUGAUUGGAUCAUCAUCUCCAGGAGGAGCUGCUUCAGAGCCGGAGUCCGCUACUACGUCCGAGGCAUUGACUCAGAAGGCCACCCUGCUAACUAUGUGGAAACGGAGCAGAUAGUGCAGUACAACAGCGCCAAGGCUUCGUUUGUUCAGACGAGAGGCUCCAUCCCCUUCUACUGGUCCCAAAGACCCAACCUCAAGUACAAGCCCAAACCACAGAUCAACAAAACAGUGAACCAUUUGGACGGAUUCCAGAGACACUUUGACUCACAGAUUAUUCUCUAUGGAAGACAAGUCAUUUUGAACUUGAUCAACCAAAAGGGCUCAGAACAGCCACUGGAGCUGGCGUUUGACAAGAUGGUGAGCAGCUUGGGUAACGGCAUGAUCAAGUACAUAGCCUUUGACUUCCAUAAGGAGUGCAGCCGGAUGAGGUGGCACCGCCUGCAUAUCUUAGUUGACAUGGUCGCGGAAAUGCAGGACGAAUUUGGAUAUUUCCUGGUGGACGCAGACGGGAAGGUGAUGUUGACACAGGAAGGGACAUUUCGGAGCAACUGCAUGGACUGUCUGGACCGCACCAACGUCAUCCAGAGCAUGCUGGCCCAACGCUCGCUGCAGUCACAGCUAAGGAGAAUUGGAGUCCUCCACGUGGGCCAGCAGAUUGAGGAGCAGGCAGACUUUGGCAAGAUGUUCAAGAACGCCUGGGCAGACAAUGCCGACGCCUGUGCCAAGCAGUAUGCCGGUACUGGUGCCUUGAAGACUGACUUCACCAGGACAGGGAAGAGGACUCAGUGGGGGCUGGUGAUGGACGGCUGGAACUCCAUGAUCCGAUAUUACAAAAACAACUUCUCCGAUGGAUUUAGACAGGACUCCAUCGAUCUGUUCCUGGGGAACUAUGCUGUGGACGAAGCUGACUGGGCCACCCCGCUGCGUGACCCCAAAGACUGGAAGUUCCUGACGUUGCCUAUCGUCAUGGUGGUAGCAUUCUCCAUGUGUAUCAUCUGUCUGCUAAUGGCUGGUGAGACGUGGACUGAGACGCUGGCCUAUGUUUUGUUCUGGGGAACAGCCAGCGUGGUGACGGGCGGCCUCAUCCUCUUUAAUGGACUGGACUUCGUAGACGCCCCCAAGCUGGUCCUGAAGGAGAAGCUGGACUGAAUGUGUGCGUGUGGAAAGCAGCUUGGCCCUGGCGAUCUCACCGCCUCAUCCUCUGGCUCUUCGUCACUUUACCCCCAGCAUCAGCAACCGCAGGCCUGGAGCCUUUACUAACAGACGGGGUGGGGUGGAGUGGAGGAUGGCGGUGGGAGGCAGGGGGCCGGGCCUCGUGCGCAACAACGGCGAAAAAAAAAAGACAGGGACUGGGAGUGCACGGGCCGGCUGCUGUCCACACUGAAGCUACUGAAAUGUGGACAGGACUGUCUGUCUGCAGUUUUACAUGAAACUAAACCUCUGGAGUUUGUUCUUACCGGAUGUGAUUGUUUCCCUUUUUUCAGAGGAAUGCUGUGGGACCUAUACGUAAAUGUCAGUCACAUUGAAUUCUCUUAAUGGAUGUAUUGGGAUCAGUUAAUUUGCCUUUUGUCUUUUAAAUUUUUUUGCAUUGCCAAUAUAUGUUCAUCCAUGCACAGAUGCUCUGUCCACGGUUAGACGCUGCCUGCUUUGACCGAUUCAAGACCAGAAACGGGUCAUUGAGUGGGUCCAAAGGCUCCAGGAAAUCCGGCCUUCUUUGGCGACAACUUCAGUUACACAGCCAGUGUAUAAAAAGAAGUCCUCAGUAUCCCCAACGUCUUUUGGCAACUUGUUGGAUAGUGCAUUUCAGCGUUCUUUUAUCACUUCAUAUAGUCGUGAAAUACAUCAGGUAUACUGUAUAUUUAACAUGUGUUUUUGAAAAUCAUCUACGUCUUUGGUUGUCAUCAGUAUACAUCAUCAUAAAAGGUUGAUCAGUGAAAAGGCCACUGCAGAGUGUAAAUGAUGCUGGAGAAGGCAGAAACGAGCUCCACUGUUUGGAGUUGCAGUUGAGUUAAGUACCAUUUACACUCUGCAGGAAUUCAGGGACGGCGUGUCAGUUUCAGCUUGUUACAUGCUUACAGUAUCUUUUCACACUAAAAUUCCAGCGAAGGUUUACUUAUUUUUUAGGUUUACUUGCGCAACAGAACUACUUGGUUAGGUUCAGGCAGCAAAAACAAGUUAGGCUAAGGAAAAUAUUGUGUUUUUAAAAAAUAUCUACUGUGGUUACGCAACAUAUCUGUGUAAGUUACGUAACUAUGUAAACUCCAUAACUACGUAAAUUAAGUAACUAGUUAAUUCCGUAAACUACGGAUGUUGCGUAAUUUUUUGCUCUUAAAUAAGUCAUUUGUGAACAAGAAUCAACAGAACCUAUUGUUACACAGUAUUGUUAACAUUUUAACUCACUAAAGGGAUGCCGAAGACACUACACUAAUUAAGGGCAGCAGUAGGAAGUGAAGUUGCAAGUUGGUAUUUCAGAGCGGUAGCAGCAGGCUAGCAGCAAUGUUUAGGUAUUGAGCUACAAACGUGAUAAUUCCUUUACAAUAAUAUUGUUGGUUAGUGCGUUUGUGUAAUUGGUCCUUGUAGCCUCCCGCACUUUCUUUAAAGCUAGUUUCGGUAAUGUUGAGAAACUAGCAAGAGUACGCUAGAAAACAGCCCAAAGUGCCAACUCUUUUCCUAUGAAAUUUGCUAACAGCACAAGCUCCCAAAAUUUGUUAAUCUAGCUAUAAAGUCGUCUGACCCACCCUUUCAGAACUUCCUCCAAAGCCACUUGCCAAAAAUUACCACAAUGGAUGUAAACAACAAACAUGGCUGUUGUUAGCACUCCAAGCUGUCGAGCUAGCAGCUUGUGGUGACGCGCAAUGAGUGGACAGGCAUUAAGCACAUAAAAUCAUUUCUUUGUGCGACAGCAACCAGAUUUUAAUUUUCUUUUAAUUUUGUCUGACCAUUUUAACUAUUGAUUGCAGUCAGGAUAUAAUUAGAUUUUUAAUGAAAAAUGUUUUAUAAGAAGAUUAACAACCCUAGCUUUAGUGAUCGGUUGGAUAUUGGAUGUUGUUUCUGCAACCUUGUGUUAGCUUUCUGCUUACAAUCUGAUUCUAAAUAACACUUGGUUUGUUUUAGGAUGGAGAUGCAUGGAUAUACUUCAGAUUUGGCCUGUUAUGUUAUCUGUGACAUUCCUAAAUAUAUUUGAAACGUUAACAAUCUUGUUUAAUGUUAUGUUCUGUUGGGUCGUAUAACUGGAGAGCAUUAAUUUCAUUUUUUCACCAGCCGGGCUCUGGGCUCUUAUCCUGUGCAAAGAGAAUGUUCAACCUGAUGAGGAUCACACAAAUGCAUUAUUAAUUUUGACUCUGUAAAUGUAGAUUUUUGCUUCUUGAUCAAUGGGCCUCAUGCAAGUGUUUUAAGAGAAUAUUGUAUUUAGAAUUCUGUCUUAGGUGCAAACGAAAAUCAUUUGAGUGGUCCAGACCUGUAGCACGAGUCAUGAACUUUUUUGAUUUAAAAAUUGUUAUGCCUUAAUCUGAAUGAAUUUGCAGUUUAAAUAUGAUACUGAAACGAGCUCAAAUAAAAUAUUUAAGACAAAUUUACAACAAAACUAA